CCUAAGCGGAUUUGGUCGACACGUGUAUAUGUGUGUGGUUUGGGGAUUCAGGAUUCAGGAUACAGCUGCAGCUACGAUUUCGAAUACGAUUCUGAUUCCGAUUUUUGCAAGGAGAGAAAGAAAAGCUACCUGCAACACAGUAAAGUCGUGCAGAUUGGCGCGUGAAUUUAACGCUUGGCCUAGGUCACGUAUCGCACGUGUUUCUGACAGGAGGACCUCCUGCUCCCCCGCAGGACCUUCCCACUUUUUUCGCCGAGUGUGUGUGUGCCUUUGAUUAAGUGUUCGCCUUGCAUGUGUGCGGUUGACAUUCGAUUUACUUUCGCCAAGUUACCGGAAUCAAAAAAAAAAAAUAGAAGAAGAAAUCUGUAAGGGACGAACACUUCCCGCAGAAUUUUGCGCCAGAUCUAAAAACCAAAACCAAAAAAAAAACAGACUCUUCCUGUGUGCAUAUGUGCGGUCGAUAUUUGCAUAAAUUAAAAAAAAAUAGCAUAGUCUCCAGCGUCCUCCACGGUGGCCUAAUGAGUUUUUAAUACUCUGCCGGGCCCUCUGAUUGUCUGUGUGCGAUAGCAGGAAAAAAGACGUAGAACUAACAAAAAACCAUUGCCACAGGAUUUUCGGUUAAUUUAUUGAGCCAGCAACGAGUUUAGAACGUGUCCGAAGCAGACUGGCAAAAAAAUUAGCCGCCAAAGAAAACUAAUUUGCACUUUGAAGUCAACUGAAACGUGGAAAGUUUGUUUGGCUCGCUCUCUCUGGAAACUCUGUGUUUUUCGGAUUUCGACAAGACACAGACACACAACAAUUUGCGCUCCUCUAACGAGUCCCCGGCGAUUGUCUCGUCCUCCGCACCAGCACACUCCGCAUUUCCCAGCCGGUUUUUCCAGCUCUGCCGCUUUGCCAGAGGCUUUCGGAGACAUUGCAUUAGUCAGCAGAUCGAGGACUACUGGUGUACGUGACUUGUCCUUUUCCAGCACUCAAUCGAAAGAAUCCGCUCUGCCGAGCGAUAGGAAUAAGCUCGCCAUGUUGCCGCAUCAUCAGCGCCAUAAAAUGGCGGCUUCGGCGGACAGCGCCAUCUGCAUCCUGCUCCUGUCGCUCCUGCUAAUUGGAGGAUGCCUGGUGGCGCCCACCGAGGGACGCGCCAAGGAGGACCGUCGCAACAGGGGGCGUGGCAGCAGCAGCGGCUCCCUGUCCUCCUCCUCCUCCUCCUCCUCCAGCAACAAUGCCUAUAACUAUGGUGGCUCCUCCUCAACAGCGGGCGGCUCCUCCGGCGGCUAUGUCUUCACCAGCAGUAGUGCCGUGAACUCCGGCAGCACUGGCUACAGUGGACCCAUGGACAGCACUGGAUUCUGCACAAGACGACGGGACAUGAAGCUGAUGUGCUACUGUACUCCAGAUGAGAACCAUGUACCAGUGCAAAAGGCCGAAUGCUGGGUUUUCUCGGAGGGAUUGCAUCAAAAUGACACCACCUGGACGCGGUUCUACCAGCAGAAGCGUUUGAGGGAGCUCAAGUUUGUGAUUCAAAACAAUGCUCGAUUGGAUUAUAUACCCACCAUGAUCAUUGAACCUUUGAAGAACCUGAGCAGCAUUGUUAUUGAGUACUCGCAGGUGGAGAUUGUCAAGAGCUAUGCCUUCGCCAAUCUGCCCUUCCUCGAGAAGAUCAUCCUGAAUAACAACCAUAUCAUGGCUUUGGAUCAGGAUGCCUUCGCCAAUCACAUAAGGCUGAGGGACUUGAACUUGGAGCACAACCAGAUCUUCGAAAUGGAUCGCUAUGCGUUCCGUAAUCUUCCGCUUUGCGAAAGGCUUCAUUUGAAUAAUAACAACAUCAGUACUCUUCACGAGGGUCUUUUUGCCGAUAUGGCCCGGCUGACCUCCCUUAACUUGGCCAACAACCAGAUAAAUGUGCUGACCAGCGAAAUUUUCCGAGGAUUGGGUAAUCUGAAUGUGCUGAAAUUGACCCGCAACAACCUUAACUUUAUUGGGGAUACUGUCUUUGCGGAACUGUGGAGUCUGAGUGAACUGGAACUGGAUGAUAAUCGUAUUGAGCGAAUUUCCGAGCGCGCUCUGGACGGUCUGAAUACACUGAAAACCCUGAAUCUGCGCAACAAUCUGCUGAAGAAGAUCGACAAUGGUCUGCUGAGGGGAACACCCGCCCUGCUGUCCAUCAAUGUGCAGGCCAACAAAUUGGAAACGCUGACAUUCUACACAUUCCAGCCAAUUAUGGACAAUUUGGUCAACAGCACCAGUGAGCUGCUGGUGUCAGACAACAAAUUCAUUUGCGACUGUCGUCUGCAGUGGAUCUUCGAAUUGAAAAAUCGCACACGUCACCUGCAGCUGCGUGACUCUCUGGAGGACUUGCACUGCACGCUGCAAGAGCCGAAACUGUCGCACUUUGUGGACCCGGUGCCCUCCUCCAUCCUGGACGAGCUGAAUGUGGGCGGAUUCACGGCGAUUGGCAGCAAUAGCGCCAGCAUGGGCGGAGUGGGCAACAGCGUGGUGGGCAGCAGCUACAGUGGACUGAGCAGUCUGGACGACUCCAGGAAGCACUCGGCAGGGAGAUCCCGACAGGCGCUGCGGGGCCAAAGGCAGUUCGCCUCGAAUGCGGAGAACGGGGUGGAGUCGAAGAGGCGGAAGCGACAGGAGGAUCUCAAGAAGGACCUGGCUGCAGUGGCUCCGACCCACAAGCGAUACGACUACUUUGAUGACAACAACGAGGGCAUGUCCUUGGGCCAUGGCCUGGACCUGGAUGAUAACCUUAACCUGCACAAGCAAGGUUUCUAUGGAGCAGGUUUGCCAACCGUCGUCGGGGGUCACAACGAUGUAGAUGUCCUGAUGACCUCGCACUCGGCGGCGGGCGAUGACCUCGACAUCUUGACCAACAAAAAGUCGAUCAACAUCAAGCUGUUCCUGCUCAAGCCGGAGAUGCUGCCCUGCCACGAUGAACUGAGCGAUCCCACCGAGCUGCCCCUUUCCCGCGAUCUCAUGGAUGUGCGCAGCAAUGUGGGCCAGGACAUGUCCACGGCAGGAGGAGAUCGGUUGAUCCAAGGACCCAUAGCUAUCAUUAUAGCCCUCCUCACACUCACUUUCAGACGGGGUUGAAUACUCUAGGAGAGUCACCCCCCACCCGCCUGAAUGGUGACCCCAACGUUUGGUUCUACAUUGUACAUACUGUCUUGGAGAUGUGGUGCCCUUGGGAAACGAGCUUCAACACGAUAAAAACACGAAAGAUACCAGCUACAGUCCUGUAAAUAUGUAAAAAGGGGUAACGAAAUUCGAUAAAUUUACUACUAUAAACCUAGCUGAUAGCUGUAAUGAUAGACUCGACUUUUCACCAAACAACUUCGGCAGCAGAUUCACACUCAGAUUCAGAUGCAAUUUCAGAUUGAGAUAUAUAGAAACCUAAUGCAAAACCGAACCCAAAAAGAGAACCUCCGAGCAAACUGGCGUUUCAUUUAAAGAAAGAGAUACUCAACUUACCGCAGGAUGACGACUACCACUACACUCUACUACAUAGAAUUAGUUUAAACGGUUAGCCAUAGUGACACAUUUGGUUUACUUGAGCAAGGUACAUACUACAGUAAAACUUGGAAAGCGCUAAACGUCUUAGGUGGACAGACAGAGCUGGCCAGAAAAACCACUGAAAUGAGGCAUGCCUGUAAGAUAAACGCAAACGCAGAACAUGAUGACACAAUCGCUGAAAGUUGCAACGAUAGCCGUUAGUCGAUAGGCAAAUAGACGAUAGACGAUAGCAGAUAGUCGAUAAUUGAUAAAUGAUAAAUGUAAUAGGUAAACGUAAUAUUCCCGGCCACCCCGAAGUUCUCUUUAGAGUUUAAGUCUGCUUUUUAGUUGUAAGACUUUUUGCUACCCUACAACUGUCGCCUGAAUUUCCCACACACACACACAGAACCCCGCCCCUCCGGAAAAAUAGAGUUUUCCGCCCGGGAAAACACUCUUCUGCUUUUCUCCUACUUUCGCCGCACCAGCAGAAAUGUAAACGAAAAAACAAGAAAUAAAAAUGAAUACAUUGCGAAUUUAUAUAACUUAUUUGAAUAGAUUCAAAUUAUAGCAAACAAAGGCAUAAAGAGGAUAAAAAUAAUAAAAACAAAACAGAAAUAUGCAUAACGAUUUUUGUAGCUUAAGACUGAAUAUAUAAAGGUAAAUUAUGCUAAUAUAUACAAAAUAUUUAUAUGGAAAAAUACUGUAUGUUUAAUUGUAUUGUAAUGAAUGCAAGCUGGGGGAAAGGGUAAUGUCACUUUUAGAGAAACCAAAAAAGCCGAAUAUUCGUGCGUAUGCAUAUUACACUUUAUUUGGCAAUUUAUUACGUAUUUAAUUAUGCACAAAACUAUGAUUUACCAUACAAAAAAGAGAAAAAAAAAACUACAAAAAAAACUGUUUGAUUAAUGUGUUUAAUAAUUCAUAUACAAAAAGAAGUUAAAGUAAGCAAAAACCAAAUGCAAAUUUAUUGUGUAAAAACGGGGCAAAAGCUUACAUAGAGAAAUCCCCGGAAAAAUAGGGAGCAGCCGAAAGGGAAAGCCAGAAAAGUAGAACGCCGAGCAUAAGGAGAAAGCAUAGUUUUAGUGGACAAUCAGCAGAUAAGUGAAGUGAAAGCAAACAGCAGGAAAAUCGGGGGAAAAUCCCAAGGAGCUGGGAAAGCGGAAAACGCGGAAAAGCGGCAAGGCGAACUCAAAGCACUUGAGACAAGCGAAAUAAUGAAAUAGACGUGAGCAAAGCAGAAAACACAAAACUAUUUUAAGUAAAUGGAUAUAAGCUAAAUGUAUUUAGUGUUUUGAUUACCCACUAAGAACCUAAACACAACCAAGAAAACCCAAAAAAA
Messenger RNA from Drosophila suzukii, 4828 nucleotides. The record is from RefSeq and is a predicted model, not a curated record. Lineage: Eukaryota; Metazoa; Arthropoda; Insecta; Diptera; Drosophilidae.